Molecule: messenger RNA, 1567 nt
Organism: Puntigrus tetrazona (Sumatra barb)
Lineage: Eukaryota; Metazoa; Chordata; Actinopteri; Cypriniformes; Cyprinidae
Product: echinoderm microtubule-associated protein-like 1
Exons: 7
Coding region: 739-1368 (209 amino acids)
Source: RefSeq, a predicted model, not a curated record
UGCAGCAUUGACAGAAUGAGAGAUUAUGAUUGUUAAUUAAACUCUGAGAUAAUGAACAUACGGUGCUCUGAUGAAUAUUACUGAUACUUCAGCAGCUCUUCAACUAAUUAACUGUGUGAGUGUGUGUGUGUGUGUGUGUGUGUGUGUGUGUGUGUGUGUGUGUGUGUGUGAGUGUGUGUGUGUGUGUGUGUGUGUGUGUGUGUGUGUGUGUCUCUUAUUGUCUUUCCUUCAGAGUAAAAUGAUGUGUCCUUGAUUUUCUGUUAUUGUUUUUUUCCUAUUUGUCAGAUGUCAGAGUCCAAGGCUAAGAAUGAAUGUGUGGUUUUGUAGAUUUCUGCUGUUUGAGAGUCAGCUUUCAGAAACUGUGUGACAUGAGAAUAGUGUGUGUGUGUGUGUGUGUGUGUGUGUGUGUGUGUGUGUGUAAGCAGAUGAAAAAGUUUUGUUUUCAGUCUGAAUUACAGGAAAACAUGAAGAUCUGCUGAAGACGCCUCCAAAGCUUCGGUCAGAUCCUCAGACACAAUCUGACGUGACAUCAUGAGUGUGUGUGUGGAUUAGGAGCUCAACUGAGGAGUGUGUGUGUGUGUGUGUGUGUGGAUCAGAAGCUGAUUUGAAGAGUGUGUGUGUGUGUGUGUGGAUCAGAAGCUGAUCUGAGGGAGGAGCGUGUGUGUGUGUGUGUGUGUGGAUCAGGCGCUGAUCUGCGCAGUGUGUGUGUGUGUGUGUGUGUGUGUGGAUCAGACACCGAUGGAGGAGCUGAUGGAGCGAUCGGAUGGAGCAGCACAGAGAGACAUGUUCAGUGACACAGACUUCAUGAUCGAUGAGCAGAGCUCUCACGUCAGUGGGAUGGAGGUGAUGGAUCGCCUCAUGUUUCUGGAGCAGCGUGUCCAGAUGCAGGACGACGAGAUCCAGCUGCUGAAGAUCAACAUGACUGAUGUUCUGAAGAGACUCGACAUCUCAGAGGAGCAGAGGAGGACAUCUGCUAAAGCGUCUCGUCCGGCGUCUCUGUGUUUGGCUCCUAAAGCAGCAAUCAGCUCUUCAUCCUCGUCUCUGAGGAAGAGCUCCAGCUCCACGCUGCCCUCUUCACCCUCCUCCAGGAACUACAGCCCCGCACCCGGAGCCAAGAGGAGUCCUGCUGGAAACUCUAAAGAAACUAAAGUGAAGACGAGCAUCAGCUCUUGCAGGAAAGUUCUGGAGAUCAAACCAAAGGAAACAGCUCCAGUAAAAACAGGCUCCAGGCGUGUCCUUCACUGUAAAGUGUCUAUGCAGAUCUGUCUGACGCCGGGGUCAGGAAGGACUGGGUCAGCUGAGCGCUCCGGCUCCAAACACAAGAGCCCCGUCAAGUCCCCGAGUCAGUACUUCCAGAUCUGUUACUGACCUUCAGACUGGACCCGGGAUCGAUUGGUUUCUUAGUCAGAUCUGGUGCAGAAUUAAAGAAAUCGGACUGAAGUGGUUUCUGUGGUUUCUUGCUGGAUCACCGCUCCAUGAAUAUUUUCAUUCAUCUGAAUCAUUUCAUAAUCAGUGUUUAAACCAAACCCUUCAUAUAUACUCAUUAAAAUAAAAGAACAAUAUAUCC